CCAUACUCUCACUUGAAAACAAAAAUAAUGGUUAGACAUUAUAGUAUUCCAUUUUAUCGUAUUAUCGAUAUAAAUUCGAUAUAAAUUCAUUAUCUUAAGAGUUUUUGAAUAAUCUUGCACACUAACAAAAGCCCAAGCUUUUUCUUUUUAACUGAAAUAACAUAUCAAAGAAUAUGAGAAUCAAACAACAAACAAAGAAAGAUAGAUCCAAGCUAUUGACAACUUAAACAAACUCAUACCAGUUAUAGUUCUAUAAGUUACCAGUUAUAGCUUUUUUUUGUUAUUAACUUAAACAAACUCAUACCAGUUAUAUUUUUAUCUCUAAAAAGUAACAUAUCUUGCAAAUAUAAAAUGAGUAUCUAAACUUAAAUUUUGAGUUAUUUAUUUGAAUUUAUCUAAACUUAAAUUUUGAGUUAUUUAUUAAUGAUAAUAUACUAAAAUUUUGAGUUAUUUAUUUGAAUUUAAUAUUAUAAAAAACUCAAACCACUUAAAGAUUAACACAUGGCUGAGAAUAUCUAAUGAAAAACUACAAGUUUCUAUUUGGAAAUACUAUUACUAAACACUUCUAUUUUUUUUUUACAUUUUCCUUUGAUGUUAAGAUAUCUAUAGAGUUCAAUGGAGAUGCUCUUACUUAGGUCUCUAUAUAUAAUGGUACCUUUGUGAGUUGUAUUCUCUAGAUAUCUCUCUCCUUCCCAUCAGCGGUUAAUGGAGCAAUCAUGAAUAGAGCAGAAAAUUCAGAUUCCAUCCCAAUAGAUCUCAUUCUAGAGAUACUCUCAAGAUUGCCUUCAAAAUCAGUAGGGAGGUUUCAUUGCGUGUCCAAGCUAUGGCGAUCCAUGCUUAGUUGUCCAUAUUUCAAAGAGUUGUACUUGACCAGGUCAUCUGCUCGACCACGUCUCUUAUUUGUUGUCCACAGCGUUGGUGAGGAAGAGGAAGAGGAACUACACUUCUACUCGUCCUCACAGCCUCCAAUUCCUUAUGACAAGCCGUCUCUUGUAGUAGCCGCCGAUUAUCAUACGACGUUCACUUCAGAACUUUGUAACUAUGCAUCUGGUUUGAUAUGUUUCCGUGGAAAGGGCUGCUCAGAGGAGGAAGCAAUGCCUAUGAUAUGUAAUCCUAUGACGGGACAGUAUGCGGAGUUACCUAAAGUGAUCAUGUACAUUCCAUCAAAAGCUGUUUUAGGGUUUGAUCCAAUUGACAAACAAUUCAAGAUAUUGGUAGAGCAUUUUCCUUAUUCUUCUGCAACUAAUCGUCAUAUAAUUUUGACAUUAGGAGUUCCAAAACUUGGGUGGAGGAGUGACAUCUGUUGUCCAAAAUACUACGGAUAUUUGUCUGAAGGAAUAUGCAUCAGUGGAGUUGUAUACUACCUACAUUGUGCAAGGUAUUCAAAAGGAGUAUAUGAAAUAGUUUGUUUUGAUGUUAGGUACGAGGAGUUCAAGGUUAUUGAAGCACAAUGCUUUAAUCAUGAAACUCCGACAUUGAUAAAUUAUAAGGGUAAAUUAGGUGGGAUUACUGGGAAUCUUAAUGACAGUGGUGCCAUUGAGUUGCGUAUGUGGGUUCUACAUGAUGUCGAGAAACAAGAAUGGUCGGAAUAUGUCUAUACUUUGCCUGAGAAUGAUGACAUUAAACUCCACGAUUUUACCGUUGCUGGAAUGACCACUAGAGGUGAAUUUGUUUUGUCUAUGAUCGAUACAUUUAAACCUUUUUAUGUUUUCUACUUCAAUCCCGAAAAGAACGCUCUCAGGAGUGUUGAAAUCCAAGGCUUUCGUGAGAAUGUUAGUAGUGUUAAAGUCUUAGUGGACCAUGUGGAGGAUUUCAACUUUUUUUUUAAAAGAGAGUCUAGCUAGUUUGGCAGUGAUGUUCUUGUGACUUUUCUCAUCUUCAUGUGGCUUAUCAUAUAUCA
This is a messenger RNA of Brassica rapa (field mustard), 1900 nucleotides long. Its product is annotated as F-box protein At3g57590-like. Gene Ontology annotation, molecular function: protein binding. NCBI's taxonomy places the organism in Eukaryota, Viridiplantae, Streptophyta, Magnoliopsida, Brassicales, Brassicaceae. The record is from RefSeq and is a predicted model, not a curated record.